AUGAUCUCCGACGAGCUUCUUGAGAAAUGUCUCCAGAUCCUGCAGGAUCAGGAACUGGAUGAGGAAGAGCAUGUCGAGAAAGUGGAGGACUUCUUGCGCACAAACACAACCCUGUCCGGGCCACCCUUGGAGAACGCAGUGUUGGACAUCCUCUGGCGCCAUCGCAACCGCAACAUACCAGAUGCAUCACCCCCUGUUCGUCAUACUGUAAUUCGCCGUUCAUCGCCUGCGCCAUGGCAGAUGGCCCGAUCCUCUACACCGCUAUCUCCUCAUCCCACUUUAGGAACAAGCGCCGGAAGUGCCUCCUGGAUGCAAAGCCCGCGCGGGGCAUUUGCACGACCUCCGCUUUCCUCAACUGUUUCUCCAUUUACUUCUCCUCGUCCAUCGCCUCGGCUUGCUCUUGCACAACCCAUUCCCCAUUCUCCAAAUUUAAACGCCUACGAGUUCUCGAGCCAAAGUCAGAUUUCUGACUACUAUGGAGAUCUCGGGGGUGAUAAUAAUGUCGACUGGCUGGUCGCAGAUGACGCCAAUAGUACCACCUCAUCUGCGGGUGGGGUCAGCACGCCCGGGGCACUCAGCGCCACUGCAGUUGAAUUUGUUCCUGAUAUGAGCCCACAUGACAUCCUGCGCACCGUGUUGGGCGACAAGCGAUCGAACGAUGAAAUAGAAGCAGCCCUCGAGGCUAACAGCUAUGACCUGGGUGCAACCAUCGCCUCUCUCUCGCAGGAUAUAGAGAGCGAGGCAAUUUCAAAGCAACAAGAUGAUGGCCGAGUCCUGGUUGGCAAGUCUAUGACCAUGGAGCAAGUUCGCCCAGUCACACCGCUGGGUAGCAGCCGCAGCCCGGUGGUUUGCAAGUACUGGCUCUCCACUGGACAGUGUCUUAGGGCGGACUGCCGCUUCAGUCAUGACCUAACAACUCAUGUGUGCAAAUACUGGGUGAUGGGCAACUGCCUGGCAGGUGAUGGUUGUCCAUUUUCGCAUGACCCUUCCGCGCUUAUCGGCAACCUUGGUGUUACAGAUGAAAGCCGGCCAGCUUCGCCGUCGAAUGGCUCCCUUUUCCAAGUAGAUAGCGGCUCCGAGGCAUUCCCGCCUCUUCAAGCUACAGAGAAUGGCGACCAAUGGGGAACCCAGUACAUGGGACGUUAUCCAGCACACCUUUCCGCUUACCAAGCGACCAAGUAUGCCCCUCCAGGCCUACUACCUGGAAUGGGUAAGAGAAAUGGAAGUGCGACUCACCUUGGUCGCCCCAAUUCUCGACCAACAAGUCGCCACCAAAACAGGGAGAUGAACCUUACAGCGCCAUCUGUAGACGACCCCGAUGCCUUCCCAACUCUUGCCGCAGUCAAUGCGAAGAAUGCCGGAAAGAAACACCACGGGAAGCGAGGAAGCCACAACAAUCGCGAAACAAGCUUGAGCAAGGAAAGCUUGCCCUCGUCUCUUGCUGAUGUCGUUCGGAUGACCCCAUCUCCAGUCCCUGGGAAAAGCAAGUCUGGGCCUAAAACCAAAGACACUAAGGGUCGCGAAAACAGUGCAGCAGCUCAGUCGAUUCAAGCCCCACAAAACAUUCCUUGGCUAGAAACAGGAACACGUGCCAAUCAACAAUACAUCAAAUACCGAACAGAGGCCAUUCGCCACGGAACUGUGCGAAACAAGUUCCUCCAAAGUGCUGCCCAAGCAUGGAACCGAAAUGAUGCACGAGCUGCCAAAGCUCUUUCAUUGCGGGGCCAGGCGGAAAAUGAUGCGAUGCGCAGGUGCCAUCGAGAGGCCGCGCGACAGCUUUACGAGGAACGCAACCAGCAUCUAUCACACAAGGGCCUGGAUGAAUCCUCCGAGGAACUAUACGUUGAUUUGCAUGGGCUCCAUCCUGAAGAGGCCAUCGAAUAUCUCGAGAAGAUCUUGCUUAAGCAUGCUCGAGAAGGUCUCCGAGUGGUCUAUGCAAUCACGGGCACUGGCCACCACUCGAAAAAUGGCAAAGAUAAAAUUGGAAAGGCCGUCAAAGCAUGGCUCAACGAAUGGCGGUACCUGUUCCGAGAAUUCAGCGUGCCUGGUGAACGAGGCGGUUAUGUCGGAGGUAUCCUCGGCAUCGAUCCCACCAGUUACGACAAAUCACUAGCCAAAGAAUUGGCUAGCGAAUCGAUGGAGGCAAACGCUGGCGAUCCUCCCGCCCUUGCAAUGGGUAAAGUUCAAUUACUCAAGCGUGAGGACAUAGAGACUUAA
Penicillium soppii is the source of this 2217-nucleotide messenger RNA. Its product is annotated as CCCH zinc finger and SMR domain protein. Gene Ontology annotation, biological process: negative regulation of DNA-templated transcription. Bases 1 to 2217 code for a protein of 738 amino acids. Lineage: Eukaryota; Fungi; Ascomycota; Eurotiomycetes; Eurotiales; Aspergillaceae. The record is from RefSeq and is a predicted model, not a curated record. Gene Ontology annotation, cellular component: nucleus. The transcript has 3 exons. Gene Ontology annotation, molecular function: RNA binding; metal ion binding.